This is a messenger RNA of Aureococcus anophagefferens, 1302 nucleotides long. RefSeq lists its product as hypothetical. The coding region runs from base 1 to 1302 and encodes 433 amino acids. The record is from RefSeq and is a predicted model, not a curated record. The transcript has 2 exons. NCBI's taxonomy places the organism in Eukaryota, Pelagophyceae, Pelagomonadales, Pelagomonadaceae.
AUGGCCGCCUUCGGCGCCGCGCGGUGCCAGGCGACCGUGGGGCGCGAGCUCGAGGACGACGACGAGGCCGUGACGGUCGUCCCCGGCGACGCCGAGGAGGCGCCCGCGCCGACGACGCUCGUGCUGCUCAUGGCGUCGCACAUCGCCUCCGCGGACCGGCUCUGCGCCCUCGGCGACGCCCUGCGCGCGGCGUCGGCGGCGCAGACGGCGGCGCCCGACGGCAUCCUGCUGUCCUGGAGCGCGGAGGAGGCGUGGAGAGAAUCCGCGCGGCGGCUCGUGAAGGAAUGCGACUGCGACGCGGUCGAAUGCGCGGGCCGGCGGUCCCAGUUCGAGCACCUGGCGGCCCUCGGCGCGCUGGUCGCCCACCGCUGGGGCAAGAAGCGCAGCGUCUGGUGCUUCUUCGGCGACGACGACGACCUCGCGCACCCGUCGCGGACCGCGGAGUACCGCGCGGAGCGCGUCGGCGAGCCCUACGAGUACUUCCACUACGCGGUGCGCGUCCCCGCGCUCCUGUCCUUUCUGGGCGCCGCGCCGCCGGCGCUCAAGGCCGCGCGCUUCUGCGACGUCGCCUUCGUGGAGUUCCUGCGGCGCACGGACCGCGUCGUCUUCUCGCCGCGGAGCGGCGCGUUCAAGGCGUGCUGGCUCUACUUCUACGGCGGCUGCGACGGGCCCCGCGCGUCGCGGUCCGUGCCCGUGGACGCCGCGGCGCGGACCUUCGCGGCGGCGCACGUCGACGCCGCGCGGCGCCUGAGCUGCGGCGCGGCGCUCGAUUUGGACUCGUUCGCGCGCUACGCGGCGCACUUCCGGAGCCGCCUCGAGUUCUUCGCCGCGCGCAUGGUCGGCGGCGCGCCGCGGCGCGCGGACGCGUUCCUCCAGCUCGCGCCGGACGUCGUCGGCGACCUCGCGCGCCUCGGGCUCCACAAGUGCCCCCACCUCUUCCUCUGGUGCGCGAGCCGCGCGCUCCACGGCCUCCUCGAGUUCGCGCGCGACUUCGGCGUGCGGCUCAGGCCCGACGCGGCGGCGCUCCUCGACGCCGCGGACACCGUCGCCGACCUGACCGCGGCGGCGCUCGUCGCCGUCGUCGCGCCCCGCAAGGGCCCGGCGCCGCGGCGGCCGCCGGCCUUCGGCCAGGACCGCGUCGUCCUCAUGCAGGCGAGCGUCAUGCGCGCGGCGGCGGCGCACGUCGCCGCGGCGCUCCCGCGCAACGGCGACGCCGCGCCGCCGGGCGUCGCGCGCGUCCGGGCCAUGGCCGCGACGUGCGCGGCGGACGCGCUCCUCAAGGAGCUCGUCGCCCGCGGCUGA